Molecule: messenger RNA, 2988 nt
Organism: Aureobasidium melanogenum CBS 110374
Lineage: Eukaryota; Fungi; Ascomycota; Dothideomycetes; Dothideales; Saccotheciaceae
Product: PigN-domain-containing protein
Exons: 2
Coding region: 1-2988 (995 amino acids)
Biological process (GO): GPI anchor biosynthetic process
Cellular component (GO): endoplasmic reticulum membrane
Molecular function (GO): mannose-ethanolamine phosphotransferase activity
Source: RefSeq, a predicted model, not a curated record
AUGGCUCGCAUGGGGAGGUUAGGCUUCCUCGCCGUGGCAGUAGCCUUUCAUUUGAUAUAUGCCUACUCAAUUUUUGACAUAUACUUUGUCAGUCCGAUUGUCAGUGGCAUGCGCGAGUACAGCGUAGCACACCAAAAAGAAGCUCCAGCAAAACGACUCGUCCUCUUUGUCGGUGAUGGAUUGCGAGCAGACAAGGCUUUCCAGUACUUCCCCAAUCCCUCCCCUGGCGCCGAACAAGAGCCCGACUGGCAAGAACCGCGUCCCCUUGCUCCCUUUUUGCGAUCGCGCGUUCUCGAGCAUGGCACGUUCGGUGUGUCGCAUACUCGUGUCCCUACCGAGUCUAGACCUGGUCAUGUCGCCCUCAUUGCUGGCUUAUACGAAGAUGUUUCUGCCGUCGCCACGGGUUGGAAGCUAAACCCUGUCAAUUUUGACAGCGUCUUCAAUCGUAGCCGUCAUACCUGGAGCUGGGGUAGCCCCGAUAUUCUGCCCAUGUUUCAAGAGGGCGCAGUUCCUGGUCGAGUGGAUGCAUUCAUGUAUGGUGCUGAAGAGGAGGACUUUAGCAAAGAUGCACUCCACUUGGACACUUGGGUUUUUGAAAGAGUAGAAGAAUUGUUUGCAAGCGCCAGUCAGGAUUCCGAACUGAAUCAACGCCUGAGACAAGACAAGAACGUCUUCUUCUUGCAUCUUCUGGGCUUGGACACUACGGGACACUCGUACCGCCCCUACUCUCGAGAGUAUUUGCACAACAUCAAGGUUGUCGAUGAAGGCGUCCAAAAGAUUACCGCUCUGAUUGACGAUUUCUACGCCGAUGAUAAGACUGCCUAUGUCUUCACUGCCGAUCAUGGUAUGAGUGAUUGGGGAAGUCAUGGUGAUGGACAUCCAAACAAUACCAGAACCCCAUUGAUCGCCUGGGGCUCUGGAGUCGCCAAACCCGUCACCGUAUCCUCUGGUCUAGCUUCUGGCCACGAGGAUGGUUUCUCUUCUGAUUGGCAUCUCGAUCACGUCCAACGCAACGAUGUCGCUCAAGCAGAUAUUGCUACUCUCAUGGCAUACCUUGCUGGUCUUCCCUUUCCUGUCAAUUCGGUAGGUGAGUUGCCAUUGGCCUUUUUAUCGGCCGAUGAGCAGACCAAGGCUCAAGCAAUGUUGGUGAAUGCUCAAGAAAUCCUCGAGAUGUAUCGCAUCAAAGAACACCAAAAGAAGACUACCGUGCUUCGCUACAGGCCUUUCCCAGGCUUUGCCGAUGAUCAACAUUCUCCGGAUCAUCGUCUAGAUGCCAUUCAAAGUCACAUCAGCCAGGGACAAUAUGAGCAGGCAAUUCAAGACUCUGACGCUCUCAUGAAGAUGGGUUUACAGGGAUUGAGAUAUCUUCAAACCUAUGACUGGCUCUUUUUGCGUGCUCUAGUCACCUUGGGAUAUCUGGGCUGGAUGGCAUUUGCAUUCACCUUUGCUCUGGAUCAACACGUCUUUAAUGGAGAGGUUGACGCGAGUCGAUCAACAACGACUACGACCGUCUUUUCUAGCAUCUUCGUUGCACUGCUUGCCUUGUUACUCGUUCAAUCCUCUCCAUGGACUUACUAUGCAUAUGCAUUCUUUCCAGUCAUGUUUUGGGAGGAGGUAGUUGCCCGUCGUCAGGUGCUCUCACAGGCCAAAGCUGUCUUUUCUCAACAGCUCUCUGGCAAGGAUUUCUUGAGCCUCGGAUUCAAUCUGCUCGUCUUUGUUGGAGUUCUCGAGAUCAUGGUUCAGAGUUAUUAUCAUCGAGAGAUGUACACAGUCUGUUACCUCUUGGCCAUCUUCUGGCCCAUCUCAUACGGACCCAGAUUCUUGCGUCAAAACUGGGUCAUUUCUGCCACAUGGGCAUUGGCAUGUGCUUCCAUGAGCGUCUUUACCGUUUUGCCUGCCCUGAAGGUCGAAGACGCUCGAUUGAUCUUCAUGGGCGGCUCUCUCAUGCUCUUGGUUGGUGUUCUAUAUAUCGCCUUCGAGAAGAGUGUACUCGUUACAACUGGAUCGACCCAAUCUGGUCUCGCUGCACCAAAGGCAGACAAGGUUUCUAGAAUUCUUACUGGUGUACAAAUUGGCCUUGUUGGAUUGGCAAUGAUUGUCACACGUUCAAGUGUAGCUUCGUUACAGGCCAAGACUGGUUUGCCCCUGGGUGCUCAGGUCACUGGCUGGAUAGUGCUGGUAUCGUCUCUGAUCUUGCCUUUUGCCCACUCGUUCUCGCCCAACAACCACUAUCUUCAUAGAUUAAUGGUCGUCUUUCUGGCAUUUGGUCCAAUGUUCAUCAUCCUAACCAUCAGCUACGAGGGCUUAUUCUAUUUUGCCUUCAGCUGCACCUUGAUCACUUGGGUCAGGCUCGAACACCGCAUCUACCGCGCCUUCACGAACAAAGGUUCUCUAUCUCCACCCACAAGCCCCGUCUCCGAUCUCAACCCUUUGGCACCUGCCUUGGCAGCAUCUACAGAUCGUGCGACUGCUCUUGGGAAGCACGAAUAUCGCUCCUUAACCUUGGCCGACGCUCGCAUCGCUCUAUUCUUCCUCUACCUGCUGCAAUCCGCCUUCUUUAGCACAGGAAAUAUUGCUUCGGUAUCUUCAUUCAGUCUGGACGCCGUGUCUCGCCUCAUCCCCGUCUUUGACCCCUUCUCUCAGGGUGCAUUGCUCGUUCUCAAGAUCUUUGCACCCUUUGCUCUAGUUUCGGCAAACCUUGGCUUGUUGACACGUCGUCUGAGACUCAAAUCUGGCGCCCUGUUUGCACUAGUCAUAGCAAUCGGAGAUUGGUUGACAUUAAGAUUCUUUUGGAGCGUGCGUGACGAGGGCAGUUGGCUCGAGAUCGGUGAGAGUAUCAGUGUCUUUGUCAUUGCAAGUGCACUUUGCGUCUUUGUUGCUGGUCUCGAAAUGGUCAGCGAAGCCUUUGUUCGUGGCAUCGAGUUUGAUGACGAAAUUGACAAGGCUCCCUCGAGUAAUGGCAAGAUUAAUGGUGUCAAGACAGAAUAG